Messenger RNA from Calliphora vicina (urban bluebottle blowfly), 1211 nucleotides. It is a transcript of the gene eIF3h, whose product is annotated as eukaryotic translation initiation factor 3 subunit h. The transcript is spliced from 3 exons. Gene Ontology annotation, cellular component: eukaryotic 43S preinitiation complex; cytosol; cytoplasm. The record is from RefSeq and is a predicted model, not a curated record. Gene Ontology annotation, molecular function: translation initiation factor activity; protein binding; metallopeptidase activity. Lineage: Eukaryota; Metazoa; Arthropoda; Insecta; Diptera; Calliphoridae. Bases 78 to 1091 code for a protein of 337 amino acids.
UUGGCUGCACUUUUUUCGAUGUUUCUUGUGUUUGUCAUCACCAAUCAGUUUUCUUUCUUUUCUCUUUAAAUAUAAAAAUGGCAAAUCGUGGAAAUCGUGCUCGUCAAACUGAAGAAGUGGAUAACACCAUUAAUUACGUACAAUGUGACGGUUUGGCUGUUAUGAAAAUGGUAAAACAUUGCCAUGAGGAGUCCAGUAAUAUGGAUUUGGCUCAAGGUGCUUUGUUGGGCUUAGUGGUCAACAAAUGUUUGGAAAUCACCAACUGUUUCCCUUUUCCCAAAAGCGAUGACGAAACUAUGGACGAGGAAAUGUAUCAAUUGACCAUGAUGCGCCGUUUACGCCGUGUUAAUGUUGAUCACUUUCAUGUGGGCUGGUAUCAAAGUUCGAAUGUAGGCAACUUUUUGUCAAUGGCCUUGUUGGAGUCACAAUACCACUACCAGACCAGCAUUGAGGAAUCUGUUGUUGUAAUUUACGACACACAAAAGUCUGGACGUGGUUUCUUAUGUCUGAAGGCAUACCGUUUGACACCCCAGGCUAUUCAAAUGUACAAAGAUGGUGAUUUUACUCCAGAUGCUUUGCGCAACUUGAAAGUUGGCUAUGAAAGUCUUUUUGUCGAAAUUCCAAUUGUUAUUAAAAAUUCACCAUUGACCAACAUAAUGAUGUCUGAAUUGUGCGAAAUGAUGCCCGAAGAACAGGGACACAAUUUCCUCGAUUUGGGAACUGCUUCCGUAUUGGAGAACCAUAUGCGUUGUUUGAUCGAACGUGUCGAUGAACUAUACCAGGAGUCAACACGCUAUAAUAAAUAUCAACAAGUUGUGUUCAAACACGAAACGGAAAAACACCGUGCAAUGGCCAAACUUGUUGCUGAAAAUGCUGUACGUGUUGGCAAGGGUGAAUCACCUAUUCCCGACGAUGAUGUUCUUAAGCAAUUCCGCCCUGUGCCCGUACCACCCAGACUCAAUGCCACCAUUUCAUCGGGUCAAAUUAACACCUAUUCCCAGCACAUUUCACAAUUUUGCUCUCAGUCUUUGGCUAAACUUUUUAUCACACAAACAUUGCAGAACUCUAAGGAAGCCAAGGAAACAAAAUAAUUUAACUAUUAUAUACACAAGGACUUUCUUGUUUAUUUUUUUUUUCUUUGUAAAUUGUUUUAAAUAUUAAACUAUAACCACUAUGUCUAAAAUUUAUAAUAUAAAACAAUUAGAACAAGA